CCAACCUAUGCGAAUAAACUAGAUCCCCUCCCACUGUGCCACUCUCUUCGGUUUAUCCGCCUUAACAUGUACAAACACAAUCCCAAAUCUCAAUAAGAACUCUCUAGCUCUCGUCUCUGUAACUCAUAAUUUGGAAUUAUCCCCUCCAGAAACCACAUUUCUCGAUCAUCAUGUCGCAGUCUCUCCAGCUUUUUACUACUUAUCGGUCACUGAAGAUCACUAUCCCACAAAGACGCUCCUACUCUCUUCCCGCAACCUCCUAUCGUCAGUCCACAGUCACCCUACCCAAGCGCACUACCCUCGCCAUCAAAGCCUCCUCCUCCUCGCCACCACCGGAGCUCGACUCUUCGUCCCAAAUACUGCUCUCCGACAACGGUAAAGGCCGGAAGGCGGAGGAGGCGUUAGCCACGUCAGCAACGCCUACGGUCGUGUCGGCGAUUGAGGUGGAUACGGUCACGGAGGCGGAGUUGAAGGAGAAUGGAUUCAGGAGCACGAGAAGGACGAAGCUGGUGUGCACUAUCGGGCCCGCCACGUGCGGGUUCGAGCAGCUGGAAGCGCUUGCCGUGGGCGGUAUGAACGUGGCCCGCAUUAACAUGUGCCAUGGUACCCGCGAGUGGCACCGUGCCGUUAUCCAGCGAGUCCGUAGGCUCAAUGAAGAGAAGGGCUACGCCGUCGCCAUCAUGAUGGACACUGAAGGCAGCGAGAUCCACAUGGGCGACCUAGGUGGCGCUCCUUCUGCUAAAGCUGAGGAUGGUGAGAUCUGGACAUUUAGCGUUAGAGCUUUUGAUUCUUCACGCCCAGAACGCACCAUCAAUGUGAAUUAUGAUGGUUUUGCUGAAGAUGUAAAAGUUGGGGAUGAACUCUUGGUGGAUGGUGGGAUGGUGAGGUUUGAGGUGAUUGAGAAGAUAGGUCCUGAUGUCAAGUGUCGAUGUACUGAUCCUGGAUUGUUGCUUCCCCGAGCAAAUUUGACUUUCUGGAGAGAUGGAAGUCUUGUACGAGAACGUAAUGCCAUGCUUCCCACAAUUUCUUCCAAGGUUGGUUCUCUGUCUUCUUGUUUGACUUCUCCUUUCAACAUGUGGUUGACACGAGUGAAUGAAAGUGAAAAAAGAGAUUUUUUGCUUAUGAAAUAUCUGAAUUUCUAUUGA
Messenger RNA from Carica papaya (papaya), 1145 nucleotides. The record is from RefSeq and is a predicted model, not a curated record. NCBI's taxonomy places the organism in Eukaryota, Viridiplantae, Streptophyta, Magnoliopsida, Brassicales, Caricaceae.